UUAGACCACCAUUUGUGAGUCGCACAUGAAAUGUUUUAUUCCGUUAUAAAAUUUAUUUUUCAGAGAUAUAAAAACAAAAGUUCUCACUAACUCACCUACAACAUUCGCUCCCAGCAU
Molecule: messenger RNA, 117 nt
Organism: Nezara viridula (southern green stink bug)
Lineage: Eukaryota; Metazoa; Arthropoda; Insecta; Hemiptera; Pentatomidae
Source: the annotation of a GenBank genome assembly